CAUGCUCUUUUGAAUUAAACCAAAUGGAGCGAAGAACACAUCAAAAACCUGUAUGCUCAUUUGGAAUGACAUAACAGAGAGACAAUAAUUUAUAUUUUUUGUUAUUAUACUACUCCUUUAGAACUCAUAUGACCCCUGCAGUAGUACAUUCAUGUUCAUGAUUGGUCAGAUGGUCAAGAGGCUUCAGCCAAUGAGAAGCAGACUUGUACAGUAUGACACAUGGACAGAGGGCCAUUUAAAAGAUGGAGGGGGUCAGAGCCGAACUCCUGCACCACAGGAGCAUCUACAGGACUCAACUCUACAGCAGAGACCAUGAGCACCCAGUUCAGCAAAGGACCCACGUUCGGACUCUCUGCUGAUGUCAGGAAUAAGCUGGCACAGAAGUAUGACCCUCAGGUGGAGGAGGACCUGAGGAUUUGGAUCCAUGAGGUCACAGGUCGAACGGUUCCUGAUGACUUCAUGCAGGGACUCAAAGACGGUGUGAUCCUGUGCGAGCUGAUCAACAAACUACAACCUGGAUCCGUUCCGAAGGUCAAUCUUUCAACCCUGAACUGGCACAAGUUGGAGAAUAUCACUCACUUUGUGCGAGCCAUUGGUGAAUACGGUCUGAAACCAUAUGACAUCUUUGAGGCCAACGACCUUUUUGAGGACAUGAACCACACCCAGGUCCAGUGUACCCUCAUCACUUUGGCUGGAGUGGCCAAGACUAAAGGCUUCUACACAAAAAGUGACAUUGGUGUGAAGUAUGCAGCAAAAAAGCAAAGGAAAUUCAAUCCUGACAAGAUGAAAGAAGGGAACAACAUUAUCAGCCAACAGAUGGGCUCCAAUAAAUUUGCCAGCCAAAAGGGCAUGACCUCAUAUGGAACCAGACGCCAUCUCUAUGAUCCCAAUAUAGGCAUGGAGAAACCAGCGGAUCGAUCCACUAUAAACCUCCAGAUGGGCACAAACAAAUGUGCCAGUAUGGCUGGAAUGUUUGCUCUUGGCACGGCUAGACAAGUUACUGAGAAGAACGUGAAUCUAGACCCGGUGGACACGACAACAGUAUCUCUGCAGAUGGGAACCAACAAAGUUGCGUCUCAGAGCGGCCUUACUCCGAUGGGAGGCUCACGUCUAGUGUACGACCGCAAAUACUGCGCCAUGCCUAAUGAACAAGACGUCAUUGAUUUUGCUAAUUAAUACACUUUGGUAUUCAGCAUUGGUUGGCAACGUCCCUUUCUCCUGAUUGAUCUCAGAGCAGCUUAACUAAAUUAAAUGAUCAUUUUUACGUGGAUGAUGUAAGGAUACAUUUUCUCUCCUUAAUUAGAAAAACAAUGAAGCUGCUCUCUGAUCAGUUUAAAAGCGAUCACCUAGCAAACAAAAUCUUUAGUUUAAGGUGCUUCAUUAUGGAUCAUAUUGCUUAAAAUUGUAUGUAAUUGGCCUUUAGUCUCAGAAUAUACUAGAUCAGAAAAAGUUACUGGUGAUUGGACAUAAACAAAAGAUCAUCGAUUAAUGCCUAUAGGUGGGGAAAUUACUAAACAACAAUGUCGAUACAAAGGUAAUGAAAGCAUAAAAUGUUUAUGUUAUUGUUCUGAAGUAGGGUCAGGACAAGAUCCUGUCCCCUACAUUUGGUCCCUUGUCUUCAGUUAUUAAUUUAUGUUCUUUAGGUUCAUUAAAGGUACACUAUGUAAUUUUUGGCCCUCUAGAGGUUAAAUAAAACUGCAUGCAUUUUUAGGAAGAAUAUUGUUUUGUUGUACGCAAUUUCCUGUGAAAACCAUCCCAACAAGUCUAAAACGUAAACACUUAUUAGGCUUACCAUAGUGAAUCAGGGUAAGACAAAAUCACAUUUUGGAAGAAGGAUUGAUUAUGUAUUUGGUAUUUUUUUAAAGUUGCAUAGUGUGCCUUCAGAGAAAAGGAAGUUGAAUCAUUCACACUGAUGUCUGUUCAAAUGUAUGUUCAGAUUAUACACCACUUGUGUAAGUAUUAAGGAAGUGAUGCAAUGUUCAGAGGAAAGUGUGAAAGCAUUUGUGCAUUUCACACACUUUUGAUCUUUUCAGCCUGUGCUUGCUAUGUCUGCAUUGGAGAAUUGUGACAUCUUCUUUCCAUCUUCUGUCUGUACUGUUUAAAAUGUAUCAGCAGAAACCAACAUUUCUUGGCAAUUGCAUAUACAGUAUAAUGUGUAUAAUUACUUUGUCACAAAAAACAAACAAGAAAAUACUCACAAGAUAGAAGAGCAUUAAAGAGAAAUGUAACUAAUA
This is a messenger RNA of Megalobrama amblycephala (Wuchang bream), 2234 nucleotides long. It is a transcript of the gene cnn1a, whose product is annotated as calponin 1, basic, smooth muscle, a. The record is from RefSeq and is a predicted model, not a curated record. Gene Ontology annotation, molecular function: actin binding. The transcript is spliced from 7 exons. Gene Ontology annotation, biological process: actomyosin structure organization. Lineage: Eukaryota; Metazoa; Chordata; Actinopteri; Cypriniformes; Xenocyprididae. Bases 220 to 1176 code for a protein of 318 amino acids.